GCAAAACAGCGUUUGAAAUAAUAUAAAUAGCACAGUAAGUGUAAUAUGAUUAUAUCUUUAUCAUUGUGAGACUAACAUAAGUAACAAGAUUUCUCUCUUUUUUUUUUUUCUUCUGAAAGAGAGUACCUUCAUGUCUUCAGUACAACUGCAUCAAUUCCUCUGUUAUGGAAGUCUAUGUUGGUGACACUACUGUCACCUGUUGGAAUAAUUCAGCAGUAGAAAAAAAAGAAAAAAUCUUGCAGUGUCCACCAUUGAACAUAUUGUGUCGAACUUUGAAACACCAUCAUUUCUUGAUAACUACCUCAAGUGACCAAGCUUCAUCUGUAAUAGAAACUGAACUUUACAAAGAAGUUACAUUAGAAGUGAUUUUCAGCAAGCCUACACAGCAGGAUAUUAUCCAAAAUGGAGUCCCUUUAAAGAACUUUAAAAUAGCUGCAGUGAAAAAGAUCUUGAAUUUAACUCAAAUUCCUGAAUCAUGGUUGUACAAGAGUUCUCUGUCAUGGACCAGUCAUUAUCUUCUAACUGUUCAAUGGAAAACUAAAAUAAAGUCUGUUGCCUCGGAAAGACUUUAUCAACAAGCCUAUCAAAGAAUUAAAGCGUUAUCUCAACAUGGAAAGUUCUGCUUUAUGUAUGGAGACAACCUAAAAGCCACAGCCUCCCGUGUAAACUUGGUGUCAGCUCCUAGUACCAGCAGAAGUGCCAGUUCUGAAAGAUACGUGGUGCUAGCUCUUGUGAUUGGACUUCUAGUUGGUAUUGUAAUACUAGCAGCAGUUAACCUAAGCUUUUGGAGGUAUCGACAAAGGAUUCACCCAAAUAGAAACAGGAUCCACAUUUGAUGCAGGCUAGAAAAUUUAACCAGCAGAAUUACAUUACCAAAACCUUAGAAAACUCUAGUAUAAUAAUUUGAGUUCUCUUUAUAUUAACUGUUAACAUGAACUGUUCCAGACUUAUUAAUAGAGGAUAUAUUUAUCAUAAAAAAUUUUCUAAUUUGGCACAGAUUCACCUGCCAUAUAUUUCUCAAAAAUUUUAUAAAUUCUUAAUUCUAAUGAUGGUUUUGUAGAGUUCAGAGUUUGUUCUAAAUAAUAAUCAGGACUACCAGUGAAUCUUUAAAAUCUAUUUUUCAGAAGCUUAUCCUUUAAAAUCUGCAUAAUUGUUGAAAAAGCCUUUAAUAGCUCAUAACAACCUGUUUUUCUAAUGUUUAAGCUGUAAUAUAUAUAUAUAUUUACAGAAAUUUAAUUUUUUGCCCUUUCUUUAAAAUGUAAAAUUCAGUUCUUGGUUGUAGCUGUCAUACUUGUCCAUUAAGCAGUCAUUCAUUGUGGCUAGUGACAGAUGCAGCCUGGGAGCAAGACCUUAGAAUACACUACAAGUAAUUACAUAGAACUUUACAGUUCACUCAUAAGUUUAUCUCAGGUGAAAUCACUUAAAGGGUUGACAGAAGAAUCCAAAAGAUCAAAAAGUGAGUUCAGAAAUGAGCGUGCUCAGUUACUAGGUGAGAAAGAUUAUUCUUAACUUUUAAGUAGUAAGUGGAAACUGCUAUAUUUUAAAAUCAUAUCCAUAUUUGGUUCUUUAAUACUUAAUUCAUUAUAAUAUAACACCUCUGCAAGAAAGAUUUUAAUAAAAAUAGCCUCCAAUUUGUCAAAUUUAACUUUCAUUUUAAAGGCUUGCAGAAGCAGACACAUAAGGUAGGCCUGAAUAAAUAGUAUUAAGAGUUGAUGGUAUGAAAUGUAAAUGAAAUCUUUCAACAUAGUCAACUUUGGUGCUUUGAUUUUAAGGUUCACCAAAGUUGUGAAAUUAAUAAAAAAUACUGAAAAAGGAUAUUGGAACGUUAACUAUACUUUGAAUUGCCAUCAAAUGAAUUCAUUUCAAGGCAUAAUUUUUUGUUAUUCACACCUAUAAAAAUAUGUUGUUAUGUGUGUUUUAUACUGACACACAAUAGAAUGAGAAUUAUCUGAAGACGUGCAAUAUUUGAAUAAGUUACAACAAUAUACUUUGGAUAAAAUAAAAAAAAAGGCUUUUUUACAGGUUUUAUACUAUCAUAACUUUGAUGGUAAGGAUGAUAGAAACUAGUACAAAAUGUAACAUUUAAUUCAUUGUUGGGCAGUCUAAUACGUUGCUCUAAAUAUUACCGCCAAACAAAAACUUAGAAAUAAUGAUGUAAUUCUCACAUUUCUGUUAUUUAUUGCUUUUUUUUUCUACAUUUCAGGCAAUUGCCUUUCAUUCAAAACAAAAUGAAAAGCAGUAAUAAUUAGACUAUGUUCUUUGAAUCAGUAUUUUUUUUUUUUUGGUGCUACUACUACUAGUCCAUUUUUUGUGGUAUUUUCUGUAACAUUAUUCUAAAUGCAUCUUACUUGCUAAAAGUUUUCUUGUUCUUUUUUAUUUUAUGCAACAUUGUUUAGAAAUAGUUUUUAUAAUAAAAGUUGAAAAAUUCUCAAAGUCAUUGUAGUAACAACUUUUUUUUGCUUUAUUGUUACAUGUUAAUUAGGCUCAAUAAUAUUUUGUAUUGAUUUUUUUCCACUUAAGAUAUUUAAUUCCUUUUAUUAUCUCGUGUAAUACUCAACCCUGCCCUUAAUGGUUGUAAUUAGUUUUAUGUGUGGUAUGUACUAUUUUUUGCUAGAUUUAUAAUAAAUCUCUGAUCAAUUGCAAUAAUAAUUUUGCAGAUAAGUCAAAGAAAUUCUUGUACCAUGUUUUCUCAGUUCUAACUUCAUUAGGUUCAGAAUUAAACUCUAAUAUCUUUUAAGUGAUAUUCAGUGUAAAGGCUAAAAGCCAUUGACCAGGUAAGGAAGAUUUGUUACUACAACAGACAACAAUGUUUCAUCCCAUAGGAGCGGACCAUCAUAAGGAUAUGGUUCAACUGAAACCUAACAAUGGCCCACUGCUGUGGGCUGAAUUAUUGUUAUUUCUCAUGUUACUAUAAAGCUGUUUAUUAUAUAUACUGCAUUGAUUUAUCUAGUGGAGUUCUCUUUUCAGUAUUGUCUUUAAGAUAAAGCUUACUCUUAUCAUGAAAAGUAAGUUGGUAGCUGUUUAGCUCCACAUUUUUGUGCCUCGGAGUGUGUAAUUCAAUAUUUAAAUCUCGUGGUUGCUCAAAUAUUUUAUUAUUUUUUUAAUGGUAAAUUUCAUUUGGUGUUAUGUUUUAUGACUCAGUUUUUAAAUCAUCUUAGUGAAGCCCAUAUAUAAAAGAAAAUUGAAGAACUUAUAUGUAUGUGUGUGUGUAUGUGUGAAACAGAACUCAUUUUGAUAAUAAGUUAGCACUUCACAUAGAAGCACAUGCUUAAGAUGGAUCAAGUUAAACUUGAUAUUUGUUAACUCUUAGCUUAGGAAUUAUCAGUACUGAUUAAAAUUCCAAAACAAAAUUUGUUUUGUUUUCCUUGUAUAUAAAAAUAUAUAAUCAAUAUAUGAUGAUACUUAGGUACAUUCAUGAUUGUACUAUAAAUGUAGUCAUGUUGGUGUUAAUACCGUGUUACAGAAGAGUGCAUACAUGUAGUUAUAUUACUCUUAAGCAUCUGUUGAUUCAUAGAAUCUGUUUAAGAGGUGUCUUUACUUGUAGAUCUCACACAAACAUUAUUCCAUUAUUCAUAGUUAUCUUGGUAUUUUUUGCUAAGAAACAGUUUAAUAUUUUUUUAAACGAGCCUUAUAUUACUUUGUACGUUUAUACUGCAGCUAUUUUGCGGGUAUAGAUAUUGUGUUUCCACAUGUUGGAGAAGAAUAUUUUGAUGACUUGUGUAUUUUUGGGAUUCUGAUAGUAAAAUCACAGGACAAGUAUCUGAACUUGGGGAUGCAGUUUGAAUGCCUUCAUAUCACUUUCUUCUAGACUGUUGGAACUAAUGUUUUUUAAAUAGAUGGGUCCUAAAUAUGGGCUCAAGCAGGCUUGAGUCUUGCUCUUAGAUGAGUAUAAAUUGUAAUUGUUGAGUGAUUGUUUAAAGUGUGAGUUUGACAGUGAAGGUAAUCAACUGUAGUUUUAGUUGCUAGUUGAACUCAAAUACUUUUAAAGAGUUAUGAAAAGGCAGAUUGAGGUCCAGUUGUAACAGAUUACACAAGAAAUAAAGAUGAUAGAAGUGAAUGACUCAAGCUAAAGAUAUUCAUGUAGAGAAGCUUGCAUGUUUUUUUAUUUACUCAAGUAGGUAUUGAACACCAGAGUUUUCACAUGUCAGGCAAGUGCUCUACUAACUUAGCUAAAAGGAAGUUGCUAGUAAGGCACUUUUUAACAACUCAAACUACUACAUAUUUUUAUCUCACAUGCUUUAGAUGGAUAAGCAAAUCAUGUAUCUCUGUACUGGUUCAUCAGUUUAAAAUGUACUUAGUUAUUUUUAUUCAUUUAUCUGUUUCAGCAAAGUAUGAACUGUGUGUAUUUUUUCUAGUCUAGACUGUUCUCUAAAAUUAUCCAUUUUAGCCUGGUCAAACUGGUUUAUUCAUUUGUUCCUUGUUAAGUUAGUCCAGUUGCUAAAAUAUAUGAACAUAAAGUUACUUAAGUAAACUGUUACUUUUUUUUUAGUUAAUUCAUUUAAUUGAUUUAUUAAUGUUACAUGUAUGAAAUCAUUCAUCAGUUCUGUAUCUGCCUAGUUAGUUCUAUUAUCAAUUUUAGUGUAAUUAAGAUUGUUUAAUAACCAUAUAUAUAUAUAUCACUCCAUGCUUAUUUUAGUUGGUCGAUUGAUUUUUCAUUGCCAUUUAACUGGUUCAUAAGAAUCAUUUAUCUUGCUUUUUUCUACAUCCAUUUAGUUUUAUAAGCAUUUAUCUUUACUGAAACUAGUCAAGUUGGUUAAAAAUGUAUCACUUUCUGCCUAGUUCAAUUGACUCACUAGGUAUAUAUCAAUUUGAAGUUGUUCUGGAUGGUACAUUAAGCAUUUGUCAGUUUCCACUGUGUUUUGUAAAAAGUAGAUUUUUUUCCUGUUUGUGUGGUUCACUAAUCAUCAGUUACUAGCUAGUCGUAUUGUUGGUUCAUUUAGCAUUUGUCAGGUUUUACUCAGUUCAUUUGAUUAUCUAAGCGACAACCCAAUUUAGCUGUUUCAGUAAGCAUUUAUCAGUUUUAAUCUCUUCCUGUGGUUUAUUAAUCAUCAGUUUCAAACUAGUUAAGUUAGUUGAGCAAGAAUUUAUCAGCUUCUACUCAGCUAAGCUAAUUAUCUAAGCAUUAUUUAGUCAGAAUUCUACCCAUUUCUUGAUUUAUCUCUUGAUUGUUCUAGACUAUUCUCUUGUCGACCCCAGCAGCCAGACGAGACAGAAGAAACCCAGCCAGUUUAGGUAACAGAACACUGUGUGUGUGUGUGUUGUUAAAUAUAGAACUUUUUGUACUUUCACUUGUUACCCAUUUUAAAUUUGUUCUUUACUUAACAAUCCUGAACCUGUAUUUUGUGGGAAGAGCAAAGAGUUCCAACAAAAUGCAGGUUCGGGACUGCUAAGCAAAGAACAAAUUUAACACAGACAAUAGAGGAAAACAAGCAAACACAAGCAUAGUUUGAAACACAAAAUUCUGUACUAAGGAAACAAUAAAAAACGUUAAAAAAUUCACAUUGUAAAAAUAAGAAAAAACGUUUUUAGAAUUGUGUAAAUGUUAUUUGUCAUUUUAUAAAAUGUGACUUUUUUAACAGUCUUAUGUUACCUAAACUGGCUGGACUUCUACUUAUUUCUGGCUACAAAAGAAGAGAAAUUAAGAUCAAGAGCUAACAUUCACUAAUGUCUUACCAUGUCAACUAAUUCUAUAAGCUUUAAUCAGCUUAUGCUUUUUUUUGACCAAUUUAGUUUGAAUUUAUCUCUCAAAAUAGGCCAAUUGAUCCAUUAACCAUUAGGUUUUCAUUAACCUAGCUAGUCUUGAUAAUUUUUCCUGUUGCCAGUUGUUUAAUGAAUUAUUUUAAGAAAGGCAUCUGCUGUCAGAUAAGUCAGAUCUUGUUAUUACAGUCACAUUGUUGUUGGUUUACGCAUGUAUGUCUAUAUGCAUUUUUUGUAAUAUUUGGGAGUGGAGUUGGCUAACAGCUUGCAGAGAUGAUGCAGUGUUUAGUUAACUAGGCACAGCUAACCCUAAGGGUAAUCCCAGUAUUUCUUACUGUUAUCAGGUGAGCAGUAGCUUAAUGCCACAUUAAGGCAAGUUUGUUUCCACUCUAUCCUUACUGCAUCAAAUUUUAAAAACAUCUUUUUACAUCAUAUGUGGUGGGGAGUAGCAGAAAAAAACCAAAGAAUAUUCGAAAGUGGUUAAUUAAAAACAUUUAUACCCCUUAACAACAGUGAUUACUAUUUUAAGUACGAAUGAUCGGCAUGUGUGUAUUAUUUUAUAAUUUGAUAAAUAACUAAAAUCAACGUUUUAUAUUUAUACAAUUUUAAAAACUUUAUUGAAGUUGUCUAUGGCUUCUGCUUUAAAAGCACACUCUACUGAUGACUUCAAUAAAGUUUUUAAAAUUGUGUAAAUAUAAAAAUGUUGAUUUUAAUUAUUUAUUAAAUAGAUCAGUGUUUUCUUACAUGCCCUCUAUCUUUAUCUUCUGAACCUGCAUGAUUUACUGCAGGUUAAUAAACUUUUAGUUUUUGAAGCCUUCAGUGAUUAUAAAAAAUGGAGAUCUUAGCUUAAGCAAGAACUGUGGAUUGUGAAGUCUAGUAAGCGCAAAGAAAAUUGUUAUUAUAGUUUGAGUUUUUUUAUUCUUGUUUUUUGUGCACCAUUUUAUAUGUACACAUAUGCUAAUGGCUCUAUUUUAUUAGUUUAAAACCUUUUUUUAUAUUAGUUGUUUGUUCUUACAUUUUAUAAUUACAAAGUGACUCCUACUUCUUUCUAAUGAUUUCAUUGAGAUUUAUGAAAACCUUGUUUUCGUAAGUAUAUUUUUUAACAUUUUGCUUUUAGAGAUAACCUUUUAAUGACAUGUAUAAAUUUCAUGAAGCCAAAGUACAAUCUGUUUACCUGUGUUCAGCAUUUUGUCCAAAAUUUUUGAACAAAUUACAACAUUAAAAUAAAGAUUAAUGUAGUUGUUUUAUAGCCUUUAGUUUUGUACUA
Molecule: messenger RNA, 6964 nt
Organism: Limulus polyphemus (Atlantic horseshoe crab)
Lineage: Eukaryota; Metazoa; Arthropoda; Merostomata; Xiphosura; Limulidae
Exons: 4
Coding region: 165-836 (223 amino acids)
Source: RefSeq, a predicted model, not a curated record